Molecule: messenger RNA, 1209 nt
Organism: Megalobrama amblycephala (Wuchang bream)
Lineage: Eukaryota; Metazoa; Chordata; Actinopteri; Cypriniformes; Xenocyprididae
Exons: 3
Coding region: 31-648 (205 amino acids)
Source: RefSeq, a predicted model, not a curated record
UACAUUUCACUGUCUCCCAGUCUCCCUGAGAUGUUCAGAGACCGACUGAAGCUGGAUCAGACUGGAUCUCUGACAAUCACAAACAUGAGAACUAAACACUCUGGACUUUAUACACUAGAGAUCAACCACAAAACUGGGACCUUACCUUUGGUUUUCAGAGUUACUGUCUAUGAGUCUCCAGCUGUUAUUGAUGCUUUUAAAGGUGAAAUGAAGAGUGUAUCAGAGACGGAGGGAGAAUCUGUCACUCUUCAGACUGAUACUGAAACACACGGAGAUGAGCUGAUAGUGUGGAGGUUUGGAGAUGAAGAAAAACUCAUAGCUAAACAUGAUCUAGAGGCCAAGAGUCCACCAUUAUAUGAUCCUGAUGAGAGAUUCAGAGACAGACUGAAGCUGGAUCAUCAGACCGGAUCUCUGACCAUCACAAACAUCAGAAUCACAGACUCUGGAGUUUAUAAAGUGAAGAUCAGCAGCAGCAAACAGACUUUAUACAAGAGAUUCACUGUUACUGUCAGCCAAGGCUGUUGUGGCUUUACUGAAGCUGUGAUCCGAUUGGCUCUCUCCGCUCUGGUGGGCGUGGCUACUGUGGUUGUUCUGGUUUAUGACAUCAGAUCCUGCAGUCUUCAACAGAAGAAGAGCAUGCAGAAAUAACCAUCAAAGUUAAGUUUGUUGAUAUCAAGACUAGGAUCAGGCUGUGAUCACAUAAAAUAAUGUGUUGUUUCUAUGUUCAGUCACUAGUAGGCGCUACAGCAGGAUCUGUAGGAGAGACUCACUGAGAGAGUCAUGUUGAUCCAUCAGAAUUCAAUCGUCUCAUUUAUGGCAAAACAACACAAGAACAGAUGAUGUUUAGUGUGGUUCUCAACCUGCGCCUGUCACAAAUGCCAAAACUGCCCAUUAUCUGCUGACCACACUUAAAAAUUACAGUUUCACUAUUUUUAAUUUAAAUUAAAAUGGAUUAAAUGAAUAUAAGUUUGUACAGUAUUUUUUAUUAUUAUUUUCUACAGACUUCUAUAUUAUCACCUGUAAAUAUAUUUUUGACAAAUUAAGGCAUUUUAUUUUGCAUAUCUAUCUUUUCACAUUGUUUUUGGUAAGUUUAAACUGUAUUUUGUUUUCUUUAUUUUUGUGUUAGGAAGUGUAGAGGUUAAACAAAGAGAUUGUUCUGUUUGUUAUUUUGGCCUUGUCUGCCCCUGACAACAAACCCUUAUUAUGAAA